AUGGAGGUGCGCACUCCGCCCGCUGUAGGAUUCUUUCUCGACCAUGACUACGUUUCCCAUACCCUCAGGCAUAUCCGUAUCCUGAAGCACAUCGAAGCACCCGACCGAGCUAAGCUCAAUAGCACAAGGCCUCAUCAAAGGCGUAGCAAUCUUACGUUGAAGACCCGACAACGAUUCCAAAAUCUUAAGCAAAAACUGGCCAAAAUCACAACAAAACUAGACCAGCUCGAGAAAGUUCUUCAGCAGUACUUGGAGGAUUUCACGACUUACCGUCACCGAAUCGUCUUGGAACUGCUAGAAACAAAGUUUGCCCGAGAACUUCGCGAUGAAGUAUACGGCUACAUGGUCGGCGAUCAAAUGGCGAUCAGUAUCAAUCUUCAUGACCUUGUGGCGUCUGCCUCGCCAGCAUUCGCCAUUCCCGGUCACACGAGCGCGAGUCGUUCGAAGCACUUCCAGACGUCACUCGAACGCAAUGGCUACGGCCACUUACUCGAAGCGAGGGCAAUACUCAAGGACACGAUGCUGGAGCUAGCUCAUGCAUGGUACAGGCUCUCCACGUUUCGCUUCAUGCAAGCCCACCACGUCAAUCUGUUUCUUGAGACCGAUUUUCAUGGCUUCGGCCUCGAUACGCAGAAGCUGAUCCGGAGUAUUGAGGGUAAACUAUUCACCCCUGUCAACUCGUCAGCAGAUUGCGUCAAACUAGCUAAAGACUUGGCCGAACUUCACACGCUCAAGACUGGUGCCAACAUCUUGUUGAGCUUCCAGGCCUUGCCGACAGUGAUGAGGGAAGUAGCAGAUUCCAGCGCAGCAGUCCCGCCUCGCGAUCUUGCACUUCUUUUUCCAGGCAUCCAGAAGUUGAUUACAGCCGAAUACCGCGUCACGGUGAAGCUGGGCUACCACUUGAAGUUCAAGGUUGUGAGCGAGGAGCUGACGGAAGAGUGUUGGAAGGAGACAAUUGAGAAGCAUUACAAAGCAAUGCUUGCGAAACGCGCCCGCCGUGAACGAGCGGCCAGUGAUGAUUCUGAUUCGUCUGAAGAAUUUGUUGAGUAA
Molecule: messenger RNA, 1050 nt
Organism: Alternaria arbusti
Lineage: Eukaryota; Fungi; Ascomycota; Dothideomycetes; Pleosporales; Pleosporaceae
Exons: 4
Coding region: 1-1050 (349 amino acids)
Source: RefSeq, a predicted model, not a curated record